Rhopalosiphum padi (bird cherry-oat aphid) is the source of this 1125-nucleotide messenger RNA. It is a transcript of the gene oaf, whose product is annotated as out at first protein. The record is from RefSeq and is a predicted model, not a curated record. Bases 196 to 1029 code for a protein of 277 amino acids. Lineage: Eukaryota; Metazoa; Arthropoda; Insecta; Hemiptera; Aphididae. The transcript has 5 exons.
AUUUUUCUGAAAAAUUUGAAUUUGAGAUUUUGAGACAAUACAAUGUAAUAAUUUUUUUUUUCAAAAAUCUGAAAAAUCGUAAUUUUUAAAUGGUAUUUUCAAAAUGCCUUUAUUAAAUAAAUGUAUGGUAUUAUGUUAGAACAAAUUAUUAGAUUUUUAAUUAGCUGUAAAAUUGAUUAAAUAAACAAUGAUUAUAUGAUAGUUUGUGUAAAAAUGAACAAUAUUUUAAAAAUAUAUUUUUACAUUUUUUACAUUGUCUUAUUUUAUAGUUGUCAUUUUUCUUGUUUAGUUGUUAACGUAAAAGAUCAGGACGGCGGUGUUAUAAAAGAAAUUAUAAAUGCAAAUAUAACAGAUGAUACAAUUACAGUAGAAUUACAACUUCCUGACUCUACAUUAAUCACACAACAUAUUGAUUUUACAAAGGAAGUGCAAAUAGUACAAGUGUUGUUGCUCGGAGAAGAAGAACGUGGUCAAAAGCCAUAUCAAAUACUUUGUUUUGUGAAUCAUGUUCAAGCAAAUGAAUUUAUUUCACCAGAUGCAAUGUCAAAACUCAGACAAAAAAAUCCAGGUACAAUUCGAGUUGCAGAAGAUAAUAAAGGUUUAUUUAAUAUUACAAUAGAUAUGAAAAUUAAAUUAAAAGACAGCAUUUAUAUAUCACAACAUGUUGGAUCAUUAUGUUCUGAAGCACUAGAUACAACUUUCACUAGCAAAGUUGACAUUGAUAAAUGGGCUACUGUACCAGGCAUGUAUUUGGGAAAUUUGUUACAAGCUGUUGAAUAUAUUAACUAUAAAGCACCAAACUCUAAUUUAAAACUAUGUCGAGAUACAGGAAAAGUAUGGUCACACUGUUUAUGUACAAUGAAAGUUAGCAUUCCUUGGUACCCUUGUGCAUUAAAAUUUUGCAAAGAUCAUAUUGGUAAAAAAUCAACAGCAGUCGACAGUUAUCGGUGUGGUAUACAAACUUGUGGUAAAAUUAUGAACUUUAUGUACAGUGUUAAACACAAGCAACAUUGUUUGACAAUUGAGUAACACAACCAUUAUAUUAUUGUCAUGUAUUAAUAAGGUAAUUUAAACUUUUCUGCUGUAUAGUGUAUAUAAAUAAAUAAAUGAAUAAAUAAAUAAAUA